Molecule: messenger RNA, 1137 nt
Organism: Oppia nitens
Lineage: Eukaryota; Metazoa; Arthropoda; Arachnida; Sarcoptiformes; Oppiidae
Gene: aft
Product: cap-specific mRNA (nucleoside-2'-O-)-methyltransferase 2-like
Exons: 2
Coding region: 1-1137 (378 amino acids)
Biological process (GO): 7-methylguanosine mRNA capping
Cellular component (GO): cytoplasm; nucleus
Molecular function (GO): methyltransferase cap1 activity
Source: RefSeq, a predicted model, not a curated record
AUGAAUUACAUAUUCAAAGACACGGAUGAUGUCUAUGAUAUACCCGAUGAGCGCCACUGUCUCGACGGUGAUGACGAUGACGACGGCGGCGGACAAGUCUGGCCAACAACAGCAGCGAUAAGCCGAUUGCGGGUCGAGUUGAUGGCCGUCAAGAGUCAACUGAACGAUAUACCACUUGACCGAUGGUCAGCUCAUACGGCACUGACGGACAAGUCAUCGCUGAUUAUACCAGCACUGCGUAGACAACUGUCACGUCAGCCGUUUCUACUGACCAAAGCCUGGCUGAAGAUGUAUGAAAUGCUUAGCGAAUUGAGACUAAUUGAGCGCCACUUAGGAGACGAAGACGAAGAAAGAAGUGGUCCUAAAGAUAGUAAAAGACAACGACGACAACAAUCACUUGAUGUACUAUUUCUCUGUGAAUGUCCCGGCGGUUUCGUUAAUGCCAUCAAUCACUACAUGAAAAGUCACGACUUAACGAGUGACCGACUUAACUACCGAUGGUUGGCCACUACAUUGAAUCCGUACUACGAAGACAUUGACUAUACUAUUGUUGACGACAGGUUUAUACGUCAGCCGAUGUCUUACCCGAACUGGUGGUUUGGACCCAAAAAUACUGGUAAUAUUUUGGACAAUGAUUUCGUUGAUGAUCUACGCCUGGAAAUGCAUAGGCGAGAGAUAGCGGCCAACGACGGCUUCAAUAUAGUCACAUGCGAUGGCAGUAUCAACUGUGUUGACUGUCCUGAACGUCAAGAGGAAGUAGUCCUACCAUUGGUAGCCAAAGAAGUGUUGACCGGAUUGACUGUUCUCGCCUCAGACGGUUCACUAAUCGUGAAACUGUUUACACUAUUUGAUUGUCAAACACAAUGUCUUCUCUAUCUUCUGUGCUGUGCCUUCCGUCGGCUACAUGUCUUCAAACCGACGGCCAGCAAAUCGGGUAACUCUGAACUCUACGUAAUUGGUUUGGGUUUCAAGUCUAGUCCUCGAUUGACGACAAUUGUCGGCAAACUUUUAGCUAACGAAUGUAAAUCUCGGCCAAUAUUUAAUAUGAAAUCAAUAUCCGACAGAUUUUUCGGUAAACUUGAAGACUGUAUCCGAUAUUUUGUUGACAAUCAGUGUCGAGAAACGGCAAAUAGUUAA